AGUUUGUUUGAAUAAGGUCGUAGUAUAUAGUUUGUUGAUGCAUCCAUUUCUCAAUAAGAGCAAUGAAAUAAUGGUCGAAUGUGAUUUGUCAAAUUGCGUAAAUCAAUAAAUAAGAACCAAUCCCAUUCGAGUGCUACUCAGCUGCUGGAUGAACACUAGGUGGUGAUACUAGAUGCAUCCGCUUUUACGGUUCCCGCGAAGUUUCGUAUAACCUAUCUUUUUCGCUUUUCAUAAGUGUUCCACACCCCUUGCUAGGUUAGCGACAUAUUUCGUCGUUGUCAUAUAUUCGGCGAUUGCUAGGAAUUGUCGCGUAAUAAAAACGUAUUUCUUGCUGAAUAAUGAAAUCUUUAGAUAACGAAGAGAUUUGUAGAUUAGCAAUUUGACAAUUUGUUCUUGUCAGCGACGUGUUUGCAAGACUAUCAAGUGCCGAACAAACAAACUCCGUUUAUGAAUGCACGCGAAGAGAACGCAUGAUGAAUACGGCCGCGAGAUUCGCGCGAGUGUUGUGAUUCGCGCGAAAAUUGCAGAAAAUUCGCGGAUACGGACAAUUUUUUUUGACUGUUCGAUAGAUCUUGCAUUAUUUGCUUGAAGAAAAUAUCAGAUAUAUAAGACCAUAUUAAUCUUAUAUGAUUCGCAAAUUUACGUUUGUGUCGAGUGAUAAUCUCACAUAGUGUAGCGUUCGUUUCCUUUAAACACUUUUAAACGGCCGACUACCAAAUGUCAAAGAACAAACUCAAUUUGACAUUACCACCUGGCUCGAUAGAACCGGUUCCAGAAGCAUCUCCGUCACCGCCGGUUCCGCCUGCUUAUCCGGAACCUGCAGAGAUAUCCGACGGCAUGAAGGACUCAUUGAACAUUGAUAUUCUCCAAGCGAGACUAGAAGAUCUAGAAAUGGAUGAGGAACAAAAGAAACGACUAGAAAGCUUUCUGGGACAGAAGGAAAAAGUUGGAGAACUGUGUGGCGAGGAUUUUGAAAAAUUAGGUGAAUUAGGUUCGGGUAAUGGUGGCGUUGUUACAAAAGUCAGACAUAUAAAAUAUGGUCUUAUAAUGGCAAUGAAGCAAAUACGCUUGGAAGUGAAACCACCUAUUAAAAAACAAAUAAUUAGAGAAUUAAAAGUUCUUCAUGAAUGUAACUUUGCACAUAUAGUUGGAUUUUAUGGCGCUUUUUGCAGUGGAGGAGAAAUUUGUAUAUGUAUGGAAUAUAUGGAUGGUGGAUCGUUAGAUCUAAUAAUGAAAAGAGCAGGACGUAUUCCAGAAUCCAUGAUAAGUACAAUCACAUGUGCUGUUCUGAAAGGUUUAACGUACUUGCGAGAUAAGCACGCCAUAAUGCACCGGGACGUAAAACCGAGCAACAUCUUGGUCAACAGCGCGGGUGAGAUCAAGCUCUGCGACUUUGGCGUUUCUGGACAACUGAUCGAUUCGAUGGCUCAUUCGUUCGUUGGCACGCGAAGUUACAUGUCGCCAGAAAGACUCCAGGGAUCGCAUUACUCGGUGCAAAGCGACAUUUGGUCGCUUGGAGUGUCACUCGUGGAAAUGGCGAUUGGGAUGUAUCCUAUACCACCGCCGGAUGAUAAGCUUUUAGCUGCUAUAUUCGGUUCAGAAUGGUCGCAACACAGCGGAGAGGAUUCGAUAACGGACAGCGAUUCCACGCUGUCUCCACAAUCGCCAUCGAGACACCCGCACACUCCCAAGCCAUUGGCGGUAUUCGAGCUGUUGGAAUUGAUAGUUAAUGAACCACCGCCGAGACUGCCAGCCGGAUUAUUCAGCAAUGCUUUCAUAGAUUUCAUCGAUCGAUGUUUAAAGAGGAACCCAAACGACAGGGCAGACUUGAAAACGUUAACGAAUCAUGAGUGGAUAAAGAAAGCCGAGUCGGAGAACGUAGAUCUCGCUGGAUGGGUAUGCCGCACGAUGAACUUGGAACCAUCUACGCCAACGCACUUAUCGACCGUGCAAUCCUGAAUAAAUGUAACUCUUACAUACUUGACUACGUAUAUUCGCGUUCAGUACUCCUAAAUUACGCCUUGGUUCAUUUAGGUUUUUAUUCGAUCAAACGGUGGCGUAUAUCUCUUAUGUUCUCUUCUCUCCCUCGAUCGAUGUCUUUUUACAAAAUUAAUACACCUACGUUUUUGGUAGGUGCGCUAGGUCCGUUGAUCGUAUCAAAUAAAUCCGUAUCAUUGUUUAUUGUUGAGCAUUGCGCAAACGAUUACAGGGAUUUACUUAUGACAGCAAUCGUAAGGAAUCCGAUUGAUUGACCACGUUGUUAUGUAUCUUGGCCAUUUUAUUGGUUUUAUAGGAAGAAACGAUUACGUUGUAAUAUAUAUAACUUGUUAAGUAUCACCGUCAUAUAUAUCGGUGAAACUGACUUGUCUUGUGAAUUAAUUCUUGCGGACCAGAUGAAUUAAUUAUGUUUCGCGCUCGGACUUUACUCGUCCAAAUAAUUUACACAUAGCACGCCACUGUGCCAAAUAUUAAUUUUGUAAGAUUCACUUUACGUGUUCGUUCUUAUGCUUCUGUUGAAAGUAUGUAAGAUGACAAAUUGCAAUAUAAGUUUAUUAUAAAAUUCAUGGGCAAAUUGUGUUUCCCGUGAUAUGAUAUUAGGAUGUGCGAAUGAGCAUUAAACCUACCAACGUCGUUUGAGAAAAUUAAUUAGAUCGAGUUACUUGUAUAAGAUUUGUACCUGACAUUCAUAGAAACGUUAUUUACACGAUCAAAAAUGUCAUCCUUAAUCAUGUUAAACCGUUGUUUUUAUAUCAAUGCAUAAUUUUGAUUAAACACGGUUGUAAUUUUUAUUUUCACUCGUACACGUGCGCGCGUGUGCGACACACACAUACACACACGUACGCACGUACACAUACGCAACGCACAUUUGUGCGCUCGCGCGCACCCCCCCCCCACACACACACACACACAUAUACACACCAUACACAACGCUUUUUACAUUACAGUGAUCUUUUUUUUUUUUUAAAAAAAGGCAAUCUAGAGAGAGUAUUUUGAUAAUAUAAUCCAAGUCCUUCAAAUUAAUUCACUUGCGAUAUAAAAUUCUUGCGAAUUUAUCAACAUUAAUGUAUAAACUUAUAUUUAAUAGACUAUACAUUUAAGAUGUGAAAGACCAACUCUAUCAUCGCAUAAUUAAUCUUUCAGUACAUUGGCAAACGUACAAAGUAAAUAGAACUUGUCUCAUUUUUCGCAUUAAGAAUUCGUAAUAUGGUUGAACUGUUUACACGAUAGAAUUUAGAAUAUUUCGUUAUGAAUUCGUUCUGCUGCAAAAUAUAUGUGCACACAGUGGGUGAUAUUUUCGAUUCCUUCCUAGUGCUAAAUGUGCGAUAAAGACUGGAUUUAUUAUUGGUAUUUUACAUUAAUUUAAAAAUAUAAAAUGCAUAAUGGUAAUAGAGUGAAGUAUCUCACAUUUUCAUUUAUUGAUGAAUAGUAAAAAUGAAGAAAAUGUGUGUGUGUGUGUGUGUGUAUGUUUGUUUUCAUCAUUAUUAUCCAUGAACAAUUCAUCCAAAUGUGUAUGUAUAUACAUACAUAAAUACACAUACACAUCACUCAUUCGCAACAAAAAGAUUCAUCUUUUGUGCGUCCAAUUACAUGUCAAAUCAAUCUUAUUGUGCAAUUUUGAUAAAUGUAUUUGAGAAACGUUUUGCCAUUUUAUUAGUGGCCAACUUAAAAUUCCAACGAGAAUGUUUCAAAAAUUAAAUGCUAAUUGAAUUUUUCUUCAUUUUAAUAUUGCCUCAUUAUCUUUAUCACUUUAUAUGCCUCAUUAAAUGUAAAUUGCUGCAAUUUUUCCGCAUGUUUAAACAGGCAUUUAAUCAUGCAGCGCUUAAUGGUUACAUUAUUAUUGGCAUAAAAGUUGACUAGACAUAUUUCAUAGAAAAGUACACUAAUACAUAAACAGUGCAAUAGAAUCGUCGUGGGAAAACACGAAUAGAUUACAAAUAUGCAAAAUCAUAAUAUUACGAUCGAUUUAUCGUUCGUUGAAAUGUCUUACGCUGAAUAUUAUAUUUUGUAGAUGUAAUCUACAAGUUAGUCUCAUAUUACAUGUAAUAACUAAUAACUAUCUACGAGUUGGCUUAAAUAUCACCGGAUUGAAGUAUUGCGAGUAUAUCGUAAUACUUGUGUGCGGUGUGAGAUACUUCUCCAUGUGUGUAUGUGUAUCAGUGAGAGCGUAAGACGCUCAAGAAUUAAAAUCAUGUUACGUUUCGUAUCGCGAUCAACGGCAACACAAUAAUAUUAAUAGUAAGAACAAACGCAUAUAAUGCAUAUAUUGUUGUAAAAUGGUUUCUAUUAUCUACCAUAGGAAGACAAUAUACACGAUUAAAAGAUAUCCAUAAAAAAAAAAUCGUGUCGUAAAGUGUAUGAAAAUGCCAAUAUAAUUUAGCAAUUUUAUCAAGCGAUUCAUAAUUUUAUGCGCAAAGUUCGUAAUUCCUAGCACUUAUUAAAAUAUGUGCACAUUCCUCGUUGCAUAUAUGUGCAUAAUAAUUGCAGUUGUAUUGAUUCAUUGUCUAAACGUUAUUAAUUAUAAAUACAAUAAAAUCAUCGAUGUUGUAAUUCUA
Wasmannia auropunctata (little fire ant) is the source of this 4553-nucleotide messenger RNA. RefSeq names its product dual specificity mitogen-activated protein kinase kinase dSOR1 (gene Dsor1). Gene Ontology annotation, molecular function: ATP binding; protein kinase activity. The transcript is spliced from 8 exons. The coding region runs from base 718 to 1959 and encodes 413 amino acids. Gene Ontology annotation, biological process: protein phosphorylation. Lineage: Eukaryota; Metazoa; Arthropoda; Insecta; Hymenoptera; Formicidae. The record is from RefSeq and is a predicted model, not a curated record.